This is a messenger RNA of Oryzias melastigma (Indian medaka), 3244 nucleotides long. It is a transcript of the gene dmgdh, whose product is annotated as dimethylglycine dehydrogenase. The record is from RefSeq and is a predicted model, not a curated record. The coding region runs from base 129 to 2726 and encodes 865 amino acids. NCBI's taxonomy places the organism in Eukaryota, Metazoa, Chordata, Actinopteri, Beloniformes, Adrianichthyidae. The transcript is spliced from 16 exons. Gene Ontology annotation, molecular function: protein binding; oxidoreductase activity. Gene Ontology annotation, cellular component: mitochondrion.
CUGUGGGCGUGUCCGCGCGCCCGUCACUGCAAAUACUGCGCAUGCAGCUGCAGACUGCGGGUCGGGGCGCAGACGGAGGGGCUCCGGCGAUGCUUUAGGCGGCUCGUGAACCUUCCAGCUCCUCAGUCAUGUCGCGCAUGGUGAAGCUCGGCGGGUUCCUGGCUGCAGGUCGAGGAGCGGCCCGCGGGAUCCCUGUCAGGUCGAUCAGCUGCGGCUCCAGGAGGCGCGCGCAGGACAGUCAGAACUCCUCCUCUUUAGGAAAACGAUGGAAGGACACAGCCGACACCGUCAUCAUCGGUGGGGGCUGCGUGGGGGUCAGCCUGGCUUAUCAUCUGGCCAAAAGCGGCCUGAAGGAUGUGGUGCUGUUGGAGAAGUCUGAGCUGACGGCUGGAUCCACCUGGCACGCUGCGGGUCUGACGACGUAUUACCAUCCGGGCAUCAACCUCAAGAAAGUCCACUAUGACAGCAUCAAGCUGUACGAGACCCUGGAGGAGGAAACUGGACAGGCCAUAGGUUUCCAUCAGCCCGGCAGCGUCCGCAUCGCCUCGACUGCAGCUCGCGUGGAUGAGAUGAGGUACCAGAUGACUCGCACACACUGGCACGUGACGCCCCAAUACUUCAUAACUCCGGAGAAAGUCCAAGAACUUUUCCCUCUGCUGAACAUGGACAAGGUGUUGGCUGGGCUGUACACCCCUGGAGACGGUCACAUUGACCCAUACUCUCUGACCAUGGCUCUGGCGGCGGGAGCUCGCAUGUAUGGCGCCCAGAUCUACAACCCUGCUCCGGUGAGCGCUCUCACUCCGAGAUCUGACGGCAAAUGGGACGUCCAGACUCCUCACGGGACCAUUCAGGCGAACCGCAUCGUCAACACGGCAGGUUUUUGGGCUCGGGAAGUCGGACAAAUGAUUGGGUUUGAUCAUCCCACCAUCCCUGUGCAUCACCAAUAUGUCGUGACUGCGACUGUACCAGAAGUGAAAGCUCUGAAGAAAGAACUGGCCGUCAUCAGAGACCUGGAAGGCUCUUACUAUCUGCGUCAGGAGAGAGAUGGAUUGCUAUUCGGCCCGUAUGAGAAGAUGGAGAAGAUGGUUCUACAGGACUCCUGGGUCAGGGACGGUGUGCCUCCAGGCUUUGGAAAAGAGUUAUUCGAGUCGGACCUUGACAGGAUAAUGGAACACAUUGAAAUGGCCAUGGAAAUGGUCCCGGUGCUGAAGAAAGCCGACAUCAUCAAUGUUGUUUCUGGGCCGAUAACGUACACCCCUGACCUGCUGCCCAUGGUUGGACCACACCAGGGGGUCCGCAACUACUGGACUGCUAUUGGCUUUGGGUAUGGAGUCAUCCAUGCUGGUGGCAUCGGUAAGUUUCUAAGUGACUGGAUCAGGACUGGAGAACCUCCAUACGACCUGAUUGAGUGCGACCCCAACCGCUAUGGCAAGUGGACGGAUGUUCCCUUCAUGUGCGCCAAAGCGAGAGAAUCUUACGGAUUCAACAAUGUGGUCGGUUACCCCAAAGAGGAACGUUUUGCUGGACGGCCAACCUCCAGAAGAAGUGGUGUCUAUGAACUCCUGAAGGACAAAGGGUCCAUGGGCUUCCAUGCCGGCUGGGAACAACCUCAUUAUUUCUACAAACCUGGAGAUGACAUUGGAUACAAACCCAGUUUCCGCCGCACCAACUGGUUUGGACCGGUGGGCAGGGAGUGCAAACUGGUGAUGGAGAAAGUGGGCGUGAUCGACCUCACACCUUUUGGUAAGUUCACGGUGAAGGGGAAGGACUCACUCAAGCUGCUGGACCGCCUGUUCGCCAACACCAUGCCGAAGGUGGGUCAGACGAACAUCAGCCACAUGCUGACCCCUUCUGGGAAAGUCUACGCCGAGGUCACCAUCACCCAGCUGACUCCGGGAGAGUUCCUGCUCAUCACGGGAUCAGGCUCAGAGCUCCACGACCUCAGGUGGAUUGAAGCAGAAGCAGAGCGCGGAUACGACGUGGAGAUCAGCAACGUCACGGACGAGAUCGGCGUGCUCGGCAUCGCUGGACCAAACUCCCGGAACGUUUUACAAAAGCUGACCAGCGAGGAUUUAAGCGACGCUGCCUUCAAGUUUCUGCAGUGCAAGUCCAUCCAGUUGGCUGGUGCUCCGAUGCGGGCCAUCAGGAUCUCCUACACCGGUGAGCUUGGCUGGGAGUUGUACAUGGAGCAGGAGAACAUGGCGGCAGUGUAUCAGGCCAUGAUGGAGGCGGGAAAGGAUCAGGGGAUCGAUGACUUUGGAACCUACGCCAUGGCCUCACUCAGACUGGAGAAGGGCUUCAGAGGCUGGGGGGCCGAGAUGAACUGUGACACCAACCCUCUGGAGGCCGGUCUGGAUUACUUCAUCAAGCUAAACAAGCCCGCCGACUUCAUCGGCAAAAAAGUGCUUCAAGAAAUCAAAGCCAAGGGGCUGAAGAGGAAGCUGUCCUAUCUGUCCGUCCAAACAGACGACAUCGACCCUGAAGGCAACGAGACUAUCUGGCACAACGGGAAGGUGGUCGGCAACACAACGUCGGGAGCAUACAGCUACAGCAGCCAGCAGAGCCUGGCUUUCGGAUACCUGCCCCUGGAGCUGAACUCUGUGGGUCAGACGGUGGAGGUGGAGCUGCUGGGUAAAAAGUACCCGGCUACCGUCAUCCAGGAACCUCUGGUCCUCACCGAGUCCACGAGGACCCGGCUGCAGAAAAAAGCAAAGGCUAAAGCAUAAAUAAUGAAGUCUGGACUGGAGGCAUGACCAUGCAGUACUCAUACUUUACUGUGGGCAGUUAUGGGGCCAGUUUUUUAUUUUUCCUAUUGUGACCUCACAAAACGUAAGGUGCCGUGUGGUAGAAAAAUGCCAUUAAAGUCUUUUCAUAGUGUGUCACAGGCAGCUUAUGUUCCGCCUGUUCCAACGUCUUAAAAUGUUGAAGGAGAAAUGUGUUUUUCAUAAAUUAAUAAAUGGAUUUUAAAGUUUACAGGUCAACUUUUUACCCCUGUUUCACUUGAAAAGUAAUCUGUGAAAUCACAUAGAACUCUCAUGCUUAGUGGAAAUGAUGCUGCACAAGGGAAGACGAGCAGAGUUCAGUCAUGUGCAGAUGAUGCUUUUUUGUAAAUCUGUAAUUAAAAACAUGUAAUUUAACUGAUGUUCAGUUAUUAUGCAACUUUUUCAAAAUUCAGUAAUCAGAUUGUGUAUGGAAGGCUCAGAUCCAAGUAUUUUUUUCCAUAAUAAAUGCUGGAUUCUAUUCA